Molecule: messenger RNA, 952 nt
Organism: Scleropages formosus (Asian bonytongue)
Lineage: Eukaryota; Metazoa; Chordata; Actinopteri; Osteoglossiformes; Osteoglossidae
Product: complement factor D-like
Exons: 5
Coding region: 70-831 (253 amino acids)
Biological process (GO): proteolysis
Molecular function (GO): serine-type endopeptidase activity
Source: RefSeq, a predicted model, not a curated record
AAAGCUCUUCUUGGCAAAGCGGGGGGUCAGUUUGAAGCUGUACGUGGGACGGAGAAGACAUCCAGCAGCAUGCGUUUCCGAGGCGGUCCGCUUUUGGUUCUUGUGACCAUUGCUUCCUUGUUCUUCUACCUAGGUGAAUGCAUCACAGGUGGGAAUGAAGCAGCGCCCCACUCCAGGCCGUACAUGGCCUCGAUUCAGAAGAACGGCAGGCACGAAUGUGGCGGGUUUCUCGUCAAGGAGCAGUGGCUCAUGAGCGCGGCGCACUGUUUCCGAGAAGGGACAGAGGGCGUUAAGAUCGUUUUAGGGGCACAUUCCCUAAAAGAGCCUGAGCAGUCAAAGCAAGAAUUUACCAUCUCGGAACUCCAUAGUCACCCUGACUUUAACACGGACAACUAUGACAGUGAUAUUGCUCUGGUCAAGCUGGAUCGUCCGGCAGUUCUGAGCGACGCUGUCAAAACCCUGGAGCUCCAGCAGGCGGGUGGGCGGGAGCCUCAGCCCGAAGAAGAGGUCAGCGCAGCCGGCUGGGGCUCCACCAAUAACAGGGGCUCGAGGCCGGACAAACUGCAGGAGGUCUUUGUGGAAGUGAUGUUGCCGACCCUGUGCUGCCGCAGCGACUACUACAGCACCAAGUUCACAGCCAACAUGAUGUGUGCCGCACGGAGACAGAAGGACACCUGUGACGGAGACUCUGGUGGCCCUCUUCUUUACAAAGGGGUGGCUGUAGGCGUGACCUCCAACGGUGGGAAGAAGUGUGGUACUUCACGAAAGCCUGGUGUGUACACAAUCAUAUCCAAAUUCACUGCCUGGAUCAACAAAAUCAUACAAGGGUGAACCAGAGCAGAGGCGAGAAAACUUCAGCCAGCAUCUGACUUGGAACUUAUAUUAUAUGUCCUCAAAUACCUUUAAAAGGCAUGUAUACUCCAAGUAAAACUCAAUAAACCAUGCUUACGCU